AUGGAGGAAACAAACAUCGCUGGAAAUGAGGUUGCGACAUUGAAUGUGGCAAGGGCAGAUAAGAUUGUAAAUUAUAACUAUUACCUAGGCAGAAAGCCCACGACAGAAGAUGGCACAAUUCCAACAACUGAGACUGAUGCUUGUCAGAGUCGUCUUGGCGACGGUUAUCGAGGAAGCUUUCAACAAAAACGACAAUAUGAAAACGAAGCUUACGUUGUUCCAGAAGAAGUCAUAACUAAAUGUCCACAGUACACAGUUGUGCACGGAGGACAAUACGGUUUCGACUGUUUUCAAUGUGGUAGAUCACGAAAGUAUGCAUCGGAAUUCAAAAAAGUAGUCAACCAGAGAACAAGCAGAGAGUCUACUUGCAAGGUAACCGAAUCAUUCGCGGAACAAAAUCUUAACGAACCUGCAUGUGAGGUCAAUCCUCAAAUUGAGGAGCUGAAAAAAUUUUAUAUUGGAGAGAUGGAGCAAAAGAAAAAUCAAUACAGAAGGGGAACAAAUUUUGAUGUUACUUCGGAAGCCUCGUCUGAAGGAGAAUAUGUGUCACUCAAGGACAUGUAUAAGAGUUUCAACAAUAUUGAAAAUCGACAUGUUGUAUUAGUUGGACAUGCAGGUAGCGGUAAAACAGUAUUUACGAAGCGACUGAUUCAGUAUACACUCAAAGCAAGUGGGCUGUGCGAGAAAUGGUACAGGAAAUCAAUAAUAUUCCGAAAAGGAAGAUUUAAACUCAUUCACUUUAUAAACAUUCGUGACAUUCGCGUCUCAGGAUCUAUCAGUCCACGUGAACUGCUAUUCGAUAACAUCGUCACAGAUUUGAUGAGCGAUAAGAUAAAAGAACAUGGAUAUAAAUGGAUUUUGCACAAUCAGGAGAAAGUGAUAUUUUUCUUCGACGGUCUAGAUCAAGCCACAUGGUCUUUGCUUGGUAGUCAUCCAAAUAUAGAUCACAAUACAAGAGCUAGUACACCAACCGUAAUGUUCAACAUUAUCACUGGCCAUCUUUUCCCCAGGGUACAUAUCGUAUUGUCUUCCAGAGAGCACUGUAUAGCGCCUCUUACCGGCAAACUUCGUCCAUAGUCAAUCUAUGCCCUUGCAGGAUUGGCCCAAAAUGACGUAAAAAGGCUCUUCAUCUCGAUUCUAGGCGAAAUCGGCCAGGAACAGUGGGAUAAGAUGUGCACACAUUCCCCUGCUAUCAUAGCUCUCUGUUCCGCUCCUGCUUUUUUGAUUUUUACAGCGAUUGUUCAAA
Messenger RNA from Styela clava, 1246 nucleotides. Lineage: Eukaryota; Metazoa; Chordata; Ascidiacea; Stolidobranchia; Styelidae. The record is from RefSeq and is a predicted model, not a curated record.